Penaeus monodon (black tiger shrimp) is the source of this 1458-nucleotide messenger RNA. Its product is annotated as extensin-like. The transcript is spliced from 4 exons. The record is from RefSeq and is a predicted model, not a curated record. Bases 1 to 1458 code for a protein of 485 amino acids. Lineage: Eukaryota; Metazoa; Arthropoda; Malacostraca; Decapoda; Penaeidae.
AUGGAUCGACCUCCCCAGCUAUGGAUCAUCUUCCCCAGCUAUGGACCCCCUCCAUUUAUAACAGUGGUUCUUAACCGUACGCCCUUCACCAGCUAUGGAUCACCUUCCCCAGCUAUGGACCCGCUUCCCCAGCUAUGGAUCGCCUUCCCCAGCUAUGAACCUCCUUCCCCAGCUAUGGACCUCCUUCCCCCAGCCAUGGACCCCCUUCCCCAGCUAUGGAUCCCCUUCCCCAGCUAUGGAUCAUCUUCCCCAGCUAUGGACCUCCUUCCCCAGCUAUGCACCUCCUUCCCCAGCUAUAGACCCGCUUCCCCAGCUAUGGAUCACCUUCCAAAGCUAUGGAUCACCUUUCCCAGCUAUGGAUCACCUGCCCAGCUAUGGAUCAUUUUCCCCAGCUAUGGACCUCCUUCCCCAGCUAUGGAUCAUCUUCCCCAGCUAUGGACCCGCUUUCCCACUAUGGACCUCCUUCCCCAGCAAUGGACCUCCUUCCCUAGCUAUGGAUCACCUUCCACAGCUAUGGACCUCUUUCUCCAGCUAUGGACCCCUUUCCCCAGCUAUGGACCCCCUUUCCCAGCUAUGGAUCAUAUCCCCCAGCUAUGGACCUCCUUCCCAGCUAUGGACAUCCUUCCCAGCUAUGGAUCACCUUCCCCACCUAUGGAUCACCUUCCCCAGCUAUGGACCUCCUUCCGCAGCUAUGGACCUCCUUCCCCAGCUAUGGACCUCCUUCCUAGCUGUAGACCUCCUUCCUCAGCUAUGGAUUACCUUCCCCAGCUAUGGAUCCCUUCUCCAGUUGUGGACCUCCUUCCCCAGUUGUGGAUCACCUUCCCCAGCUAUGGACCUCCUUCCGCAGCUAUGGACCUCCAUACGGAUAUCCCGCGCCAACCACCACGGGCUUUUCCCACGCCCCGCGGGCAGGUGUUAGCCCCACUCGACGCCCCGGGACAUCAUGUAGCCUACAAAGGUCUUUAUACUGGGGAGGCUAACAAUCGGCCACAUACACCGGCGCCGUGCACCGUGCUGCCCCCCGCCAAAGAGCCUCCCUGGCCCUUUGGCGCCACAAAUGCCCCCGGCACCACACAGUCCUUUUGGUGCAUCGGAAGUUCUAGUGGGCCAACAUAUAGGCCCCCAGGGUCUUCUCAGCCCGAGUUCCCCUGUCAGGGGGAUGGCUUCCCCCUACUGAGCCUCCCCUGCAUCGUGCUGGGUUUGACGGCGCUACCCCCAAAUCGGGGCCCCGGGAAUGAGGAGGUGGGUUUCGGGCCCCCUUUUCCAGAGUUUUUCCCCCUGCCCACUUCCCUUUCCUUAGGACAUACACUCGGUGGGAAACCCUACCUGCCAAGUCCUUGCAGCACUGUGGAAGGCAUCAAAUUCCUAUUUAGAGGGCGGUUCCCGCUCCCUCGACACCGACUACGUCUGUGCCCUACCCCUUUCCCCAGCCCCAAAAACAAACCUUGGAAAAUGUAG